AUGGCUGAGCCACAAGGGGAAGAUAAAGCGAACAGACGACAAACAGAUGACAGCGAACCAAGAACCAAUGACGUCGACCAUGGACAGAAGGGCCGCGUAGUGAGCCGGCGCAUUUGUCACUCCAUGUGUCGCCAUGCAGUACGACAACAGCGUCGAGUUGAAACGACUGCGUUCAGCAGCGAGAAUCCGUUGACCGUCCGAAUGGUGACAAGCAAAGACCAACGAGCCUCCAUCCUGCACCUCCAUCUGGCUGGAUGCACUGCAAAGACCAUCUCCAAGCAGCUCCAGAUUCCCUUAAGAACCGUGUACAACAACGUCAACAGGUACAAGGCGACAGGAACUAUGGAGGACAAGCCUAGAAGUGGAAGACCGAAGAGUGCAACGACAAAGGAGAUCGUGAAAAUCAUUCGAGAGAAAAUCCGCCGCCACCCUCGUAGGUCCGAGAGAAAAAUGGCUCUUGAGGUGGGUAUUUCUGCUCGAUCUGUUGGAAGGAUUGUCACCAGCCACCUUCGACUUCGCUCUUAUAAGAUCAGAAAAGCUCACAUGCUAACUGAACUGCUCACAUGCUAA
This is a messenger RNA of Ostertagia ostertagi, 570 nucleotides long. The record is from the annotation of a GenBank genome assembly. NCBI's taxonomy places the organism in Eukaryota, Metazoa, Nematoda, Chromadorea, Rhabditida, Trichostrongylidae.